AGAAAGAGAGAGCGAGAGAGCGAGAGAGAGAGAGAGAGAGACAGAGAUAGCAGCAGAUGGAUUGCUGCAGACUGACGAAGGGUGGACUGUAUGUGUGACAGUGUGAGUGUGUGGAUAACAGAGAAGUGUGUGUGUGUGUGUAUAGGAUCAUGGCUGUGAAUGAGUGAGUGUCUUUCAUGUGCUCUGGUACUGGAUGCAGAGUAUCCUCCUGAGGAAAAAGGACACAGAGUGAACAGGAGGCUGAACACGCUCCACACUUCAGCUGCUUUCAGUGCAGGUGCAAGCUCAGCAAACUGUAGUGAGACUAGAAGGAGUUUCUCCAUAGAUGCUGGAGACUGUAGCAGGACACCUUGGUCCCAUCUUGUUUUUACUUUUGCCUGAGAGGACAAGUUUGUCUUCAUCAGCAGCCAGGACUGUUUGCGGUUUGCACCUUUGGGAGCACGAGAAGACGCCAUAGAGAAGAUUCUCUAUGAUGAAGAUGAGUCUGGACCCGGUGCAGGUGAUCAGCGGACAGGUCAAGGAGCUCAGAGUUGCCCCCUCGUCCAACGGGGACAGCAGAGGAUCAUGGGAGGAGAAGGAAGCGUUUGAACAGGAUAACUUGGGCCUCAGCACCAAGCCAAAACCAGUGACAGGGAGACGAGCCCGGAAGGUGGAGGGAGGCGUGUUCUUCCCGAAGCCAGAGAACGCAGUGACUAUUGCUGUCUCCUCUCGCGUCAUGUUUCGGACUGAGCGCGAGCAGAAGGUGUUUGAGCAGAAAGGAGUGGAGGAGUAUCUGAGAUACCAGAUCGAGCACGAGAACGAGCCCUUCGCCCCUGGGCCUGCUCUCCCAUUUGUCAAAGCUCUGGAGACAGUCAACGCUCGUCUGCGGGAGCUUUACCCACAAAGUGAAGAACUGUUCGACAUUGUUUUGGUGACAUACAACCACGCGCACGUAGGAAUUCGACUCAUCAACACAAUCAACCAUCACAACCUGUUCAUCGAGAGGUUUUGUAUGACGGGGGGAAGCAGUCCUAUCGGCUACCUGAAGGCCUGGCAGACCAACCUCUACCUGUCCGCUGACGCCGACAAGGUCAGGGAGGCACUGGCUGAAGGCAUCGCAGCAGCCACCAUGUUCAUGCCAGGGAAGCUGACGGAGGUAUCGGAGUCCCAGCUGAGGGUGGCGUUUGACGGGGACGCCGUCCUCUUCUCUGAUGAGUCAGAGCGCAUCUUCAAGGCCCACGGGCUGGACAAGUUCUUCGAACACGAGAGGGAGAAUGAGGACACGCUGUUGGAUCAUGGUCCCCUGAAGGGCUUUCUGGAGGCACUGGGGAAGCUCCAAAAAAAGUUUUACGCCAAAGGCCAACGCAUGUCCUGCCCCAUCCGGACCUACCUGGUGACGGCUCGCAGCGCGGCCAGCUCUGGGAUUCGGGCGCUGAAGACGCUCCGGGCGUGGGGCCUGGAGAUCGACGAGGCCCUGUUUCUGGCGGGAGCGCCGAAGGGCCCGAUGCUGGAGAAGAUCAGGCCUCACAUCUACUUCGACGAUCAGAUGUUUCACGUGGAGGGAGCGGCAGAGAUGGGCACCGUCGCUGCCCACGUGCCCUACGGCAUUGCACAGAAACACAACGCCAAACAGAAACCCGGUGUGGGGAAGUAGACAGCAGGACUUCAGGAUUCAGCUGGAAACGGAACAAGAGAAGAAGGAUUGAGUGGAGGACGUCUGGAGAGGUCGGAAAGAUGAACUUUUACUGUAAUAUUGUAUGUGGAAAUGUAUCAUUUCCACAUUGUAGGAAUUGUAUUUUAAGUGUCUUUUAUCACUGUGGAAACUGUUUUAGCGUAUAAUCUUAGUCCAGGUAGAGGUCUGGUACCUGAUGUGACAUUUUUAAGUGUUUUGUGUGAACUUGAUUCAUAUGCAGGGGUGCAUAUAACUUUUUUGGUCGGGUUCACGAGAGAUCAGCAGAGAGAUGUUGCUUGGUGCCGACAUUUUAAAGUGGAACUAUGACCCUACAAGCUCCUGACUGCUGUGUUCAUGUGAUGACCAGAAACUCAAAAUCUGAUUCAGCUGGGAUCACACCAAACAAUGGAAGUAAAAUUAAACCUAUCAAAAGGUGCUUAACCCCCAAGGGAAUACUUGGAAAAUAGAUAAAUGGCUGAAAAGCUAGUCUAAAGGUGGAAUAAAGACAAACUGGCAACAGGCCUUCUGCUGUCUCCCUGAUUAUGGUCAAACAUUUUCUACAAGUGGCAAAAAGGUGAGAGUCCGACAGGCAGGAUCUGCACUUGUAACUUUGUGUCUUGGACUACAAACAGACUUCCUGAAUGUUGGAGGAACAAUCUGAAUUUGCUGGUUUUCACUAUGUUGGCCAAGUCCUACACAGAAGAGGCUGCAAAACGUUUCCUGAUUCCUGAUUUAAACGCAUCCAGUCACUGACAGUGGAGUCUCUGUCAGCAGAAAAGCUGGCCUCGGGUUCCUGAAGGAUGAAAUGUUGAGUUGCUAAAAUCUGUGGAGGUCUAGCCUUUUACUUUUGAGGGAUAAAAAUAAAAAAUGUAUCAGAUUAAUUAAUGCAUUUAAUUUGCAUAGCCUUAUUCACAAAUCACAAGUUUUUCUCAUAGGGCUUAACAAGGUGGAACAUCCUCUGCCUUCAACCCUAGGGUGAGGAAAAACUACCGCAAAAAACGUUUUGACAGGGAAAAAAAAAAGAGGGAGUUACAAGUGAGGGAUCCCUUUCUCCGAAUGGACAGAAGUGCAACAGAUGUCAUGUGUAACAGAGCACUUCAACAAAAACAACCAUAUUUACAACACUCGUUGGGAAAAAAAAUUGUUGAGCAUAAUUAGAGAGGUAUCAAUGUAAAAAGUAUUUAUACAAAGGAAAAGUCUGACAGCUGAAAGGAGCAGCACUGACAAGUGUAAUGAUAGAGGUACUGUCAGUAAUGGUAGUACAUGUCAGUAGUCAUAUUGUAUAUCUAAGCAAUCUAGCUAGUAAUCAUAAUCCAUGAUCAGAUGACAGACCUGCAACGUUGAAGCACAAGGACUCCGGGGAAGAAGUCAAGUCAAUAAUGAAAGGAUUCAUAUCUAAUUUUAAGCUCAUGAAUUGGUCCUCUCAGUUGACCAGCCUUGUCCCUGUCAGCUGCAUUGUUUUUCCUGUACUUGUGUCAUCCAGUGGGAACCAUCAGCUCAUCUUUGCUGGGAGCAGAAGAGGGAGACCAUAUUAAAUCUUUCCCAGUUCCACAAAGGCAUGUUCUGUUAAUGCUCCAGUUAUGUGCCCCCCUGAAUAUGUCUUCACAGGAUUUUCAAAGGUGCUUGAUUGCCAUGGCAACCUGAACGUCUUUCUCUCACUACCGCAUGCAUUCAUGAAGAAGAAGCCCCUUCAGCUGGAGGAUACAGAGUGAAUGGAUUCGCUUUUUAGGUAAAGCACAGACCCGACUCUGUCAGUGAAUGGGCCAUAAGCACAACACAGAGACACCAUAAGGUGUGAUGUGCAUGAGAGUAACUCACAGUUUAUGUGUAAUUCAUUUCAGAUUGACUUCAUGAGAAUGUGACAUGGUUUGCUACUAUGCAAAAUGUAUUUUAACGUAUAUUACCGCAGAUAGAGAUAUGAUUUACCAUUGUGUUUGUCCAAAACAAACACAGGAAGCCAUACAUUUCAGUUGGGGCCUUAGUUUCAAGUGAGACACGAGAUUUGAACCAGACCUGGUCGGUGCAGCACUUGAACUGUGGGAUGCACCAAAACUCAGCGCAGAAAUUAAUGGUCACCACAAUGAAACCUCCAAAAUCCAUGAUUGAUUUCCAUCACCAUUAAGGUUAGUUUCCUCAAAGGCCACCGGAGCCUGUACACCAGAGGUCAAUACAGGACACAGCAGCCUGAUCAAGGUGGAGUGAAUUCUGAUAAUUCUGUUCUGAAAUGGAAUGAAAUGUUUGAUAAGAACCGGCUCAGGCCAAAAUGGAAGGUGACAACCCCAGUAUCAAAUGUAUGGAGUAGACUGUGUAUAUACAGUAGGGGGGGGGGAACAGGGUAAGAUGAGCCACUUUUUGCAUUUGGUGAUUUUACUGCAAAACAGAAGUGUAUUUGUUUCAAACAACAGUUACUAUGAAUACCUCAGGUUGUUGUGUACCCAUGGGAAUUAAAACAAGUUAUCUAAUUAUUACGGUUUCAGAACAAUGAACCAUCAACCUUUGGCACAACUAGCUCCAAGGUGGGGGUAAAAUGAUCAUAGCGAUGGGGUAAACUGAGCCCUCUAUGGGUAAAUGGUGCCACUAUUAAAAAAUGACACAAAAUCAAACAAUUUUGAGAUCAUUUUCAACUUUGAUAUUGCCAUCAAUUUAACAAAGGGAAAAAUGUUUACUUAAAGUUAAACCAUAUAUUUGUUUACUGUUGUUCAACGUGUUGCUCAAACAUUUGAGCGACGGAUUAAACUUAGAUCUUUGUGUGUAAGAAAGAAUGUAUGUGUACAUGUACUUUUGUGUAUGUGCAGCAUGUUUGUACAUGAACAUUGUAACACUUGUAACAGUGAUCGAACAUCAACAUGAACUUGUAAAAGUGACACAGAAAGAGUUAGUGUACGUAUAUGUAUGCAUGUCUAUGUGUCUAUGUGUCUAUGUGUGUGUGUGUGUGUGUGUGUAUGAACGCAGUGAACAAUGACUGACCAUUGGUUCAAUUUACCCCCACAUCACUGGCUCGUUUUACCCCACAACCACCAAUUUAACAAAACUGUUUCACACAGCAGCCCAGAUCAACAGUUAUGUUAACUUAAUAUCCUUGUUUUGUAUCUUACAUUGACUAAAUGUCAUAUACAUCUAUAUAAAUGUAUAUACAAGACUGAUAACAUGAUGAUGUCACUUUGCAUGACAAAAAUCUGUUUUUUGCACUGGUUUGUCUACCACUCUCUCCAUGUGCUUGACUCAAAGAUGGACUACACUUCCUUCAUUUGUGGUCACAUGAUUACUUUUUUCAUGGUGACCUAGAUACAGGGGGUGGCUCAUCUUACCCACUGGCUCGUCUUCUCCCCUACUUUUACAGCCAAUCGGUGGGGCAACCUGGGAGUUCAGGGCCUUGCCCAAAGACACUUCGGCAUACGGACUGGAAGAGCUGGGGUUUCGAACCUCCGACCCUCUGGUGGACAACCCGCUGUAUCUCCUGAGCCACAGUUGCCCCUUACUGUCCAGGGGCCUUUAGCAUGGUUUGCCUUGUAUGAAAAUCAACUAAGAAGGGAAUUAAAGCCUGUGUGAAAGGAGUUAUGAUCCAUUAAAUGUGCAUGAAGCAUC
Molecule: messenger RNA, 5236 nt
Organism: Hippoglossus stenolepis (Pacific halibut)
Lineage: Eukaryota; Metazoa; Chordata; Actinopteri; Pleuronectiformes; Pleuronectidae
Gene: nt5c1aa
Product: 5'-nucleotidase, cytosolic IAa
Exons: 7
Coding region: 470-1633 (387 amino acids)
Biological process (GO): nucleotide metabolic process; adenosine metabolic process
Cellular component (GO): cytosol; cytoplasm
Molecular function (GO): magnesium ion binding; nucleotide binding; 5'-nucleotidase activity
Source: RefSeq, a predicted model, not a curated record